AUGGAAAACCUACAGGCAAAUUUUUCCUUGGUUCAGGGCUCAAAUAAAAAACUGAACGGGAUGGGAGAUGAUGGCAGCCCUCCAGUGAAAAAAAUGAUGACAGACAUUCAUGCAAAUGGAAAAAUUAUGGUAAACAAGAUGCCAACUGUAAAGAAGGAACACUUGGACGACUAUGAAGCGCCAAUGGAAACUGAUGAAGAGCAUGUCAAGAGAACCUGCGCCUCUGUGCCUGAACCUUUACAUUUAAAUCCCAGUUUGAAACACACUUUGGCACAAUUCCAUUUAAGUAGCCAGAGCUCUCUGGGUGGACCAGCAGCAUUUUCCGCUCGGUAUUCCCAAGAAAGCAUGUCACCUACUGUAUUUCUGCCUCUUCCAUCUCCUCAGGUUCUUCCUGGUCCACUGCUCAUCCCUUCUGAUAGCUCCACAGAACUCACCCAGACUGUGUUGGAAGGGGAGUCUAUUUCUUGUUUUCAGGUUGGAGGAGAAAAGAGACUCUGUUUGCCCCAAGUCCUAAAUUCUGUUCUCCGAGAAUUUUCACUCCAACAAAUAAAUACAGUAUGUGAUGAAUUGUACAUCUAUUGUUCAAGGUGUACAUCAGACCAGCUUCAUAUCUUAAAGGUCCUGGGAAUACUUCCAUUCAAUGCCCCGUCCUGUGGGCUGAUCACAUUAACUGAUGCACAAAGACUGUGUAAUGCUUUAUUGCGGCCACGCACUUUUCCUCAAAAUGGUAGUAUACUUCCUGCUAAAAACUCAUUGGCCCAGUUGAAGGAAACUGGCAGUGCCUUUGAAGUGGAACAUGAAUGCUUAGGCAAAUGUCAGGGUUUAUUUGCACCCCAAUUUUAUGUUCAGCCAGAUGCCCCGUGUAUUCAGUGUCUGGAGUGCUGUGGAAUGUUUGCGCCCCAGACAUUUGUGAUGCAUUCUCACAGAUCACCCGACAAAAGGACUUGCCACUGGGGCUUUGAAUCAGCCAAAUGGCAUUGCUAUCUUCACGUGAACCAAAAAUACUUAGGGACACCUGAAGAAAAGAAACUGAAGGUAAUUUUAGAAGAAAUGAAGGAGAAAUUUAGCAUGAGAAAUGGGAAGAGGACUCAAUCCAAGACAGAUACACCACCAGGAAUGGAAUUACAGUCAUGGUAUCCAGUUAUAAAGCAGGAAGGUGACCAUGUUUCUCAGACACAUUCAUUUCUACACCCCAGCUACUAUUUAUACAUGUGUGAUAAAGUGGUUGCCCCAAAUGUGUCGCUUACUUCGGCUGUAUCCCAGCCUAAAGAGGUCACAAAGACAGAGGCAAGUAGAUCUAUAUCAAGACACUCAGAGAAGCCUCACAGUAGUGGGAAACAUCAAAAAAUAGUGUCUUAUCCAGAUGUUUCACUGGAGGAGCAGGAGAAAAUGGAUCUAAAAACAAGUAGAGAAUUAUACAGCUGCUUAGAUCCAUCAGUCUCGAAUAAUUCUACAAGCAAAAAGAAACCUGAGCCUACCACUUGCAACUUAGCCAGAGACACAAGCAAGGCAGGAAUUGACCAUGAUGCUGCAGCUUCAUCUCCACUUCUUGUCAAAGAUGUCAUUUGUGAGGAUGAUAAGGGAAAAAUCAUGGAAGAAGUAAUGAGAACUUAUGUAAAACAACAGGAAAAACUGAACUCAAUUUUGCAGAAGAAGCAACAACUUCAGAUGGAAGUUGAAAUGUUGAGUAGUUCAAAAGCUAUGAAGGAACUCACUGAAGAACAGCAGAAUUUACAGAAAGAGCUUGAAUCUUUGCAGAAUGAACAUGCUCAAAGAAUGGAAGAAUUUUAUGUUGAACAGAAAGACUUAGAGAAAAAAUUAGAGCAGGUAAUGAAGCAAAAAUGUACCUGUGACUCAAAUUUAGAGAAAGAUAAAGAGGCUGAAUAUGCAGCACAGCUGGCAGAACUGAGACAGAGAUUGGACCAUGCCGAGGCUGAUAGGCAAGAACUCCAGGAUGAACUCAGACAGGAACGAGAGGCAAGAGAGAAGUUAGAGAUGAUGAUAAAAGAGCUAAAGCUGCAAAUUUUGAAAUCAUCGAAGACUGCUAAAUAA
Messenger RNA from Lipotes vexillifer (Yangtze River dolphin), 2052 nucleotides. RefSeq names its product SKI like proto-oncogene (gene SKIL). Gene Ontology annotation, biological process: negative regulation of BMP signaling pathway; negative regulation of transforming growth factor beta receptor signaling pathway; negative regulation of transcription by RNA polymerase II. Gene Ontology annotation, cellular component: cytoplasm; nucleus; transcription regulator complex. Gene Ontology annotation, molecular function: SMAD binding; DNA-binding transcription factor activity, RNA polymerase II-specific; RNA polymerase II cis-regulatory region sequence-specific DNA binding. The record is from RefSeq and is a predicted model, not a curated record. NCBI's taxonomy places the organism in Eukaryota, Metazoa, Chordata, Mammalia, Artiodactyla, Lipotidae. The coding region runs from base 1 to 2052 and encodes 683 amino acids. The transcript has 6 exons.